CCCCCGCCCCCAGCUGCAGGAAGCGGCUUCCCUGGAAGAGCCUCUGCUACGGAGACGGCGCUGUGUCUCUGCGAUCGAUUGAGGCCGCCCUUGAGGGCUCCCGGCCUGGCCGCAGCGAGGCAGGCGCUGGCGCGUAGUGCCCGGCUCCGGGCCCCCCGUGGCUGGUAGCGCGGAGAGGGGCGGCGAGCGGGGUUGCCCUUGCCCGCCAUGUGGCGAGUGGCCACAGCCAGGGCCUGGGCCGCCUGCUUGCGGCCUCCCAGACAGUGCCGGCCCCCGGGGCCGCGCUCCGGCAGCAGGGGGGCAGCGACCGUGGCCGUGGAGCCCGCGGCGGGGCUGGCGGACGAGCCGGUGGCGACCAAGGUGCUGGGGCUCGCCCCGGGGCAGCGAGUGACGCUGAGGGGACUCGUGGCGAACGAGCAGGGCUGCCUCUUCGACUCCUGCGCCCACUACCUGGCGGACAGCCGCGGGGAGGUGGAUCUGUCCAGGGACGCCUCCCAGGGAGGGGACUACACUGGGGUGGAGCCCAUGGGGCUGUUCUGGAGCCUCUCCCCUGCCCGCAUGGAGAGACCCUACCAGAGGCUCGUGCCGAAGCAGAUUAAGACCCCCAUGAAGGUGGAGGUGUCAGUCCACCAAGGGCACAGUCCUCCUGGCACCAUCCCGGGGCAGGUCCUAGCCAAGGCCAAUGUGGAGAGAUGGUUCACUGCCCCCGGUGUGCGAAGGAUUAGGCUGAAAGAGGGCAGCGUGAGAGGCAGCCUGUUCCUACCCUCAGGGGACGGCCCCUUUCCAGGAGUGAUCGACAUGUUUGGUGAUGAAGGUGGAUUGAUUGAGUUCAGAUCCAGUCUCCUAGCCACCCAUGGCUUUGCUGCUCUUUCUCUGCCCUAUUUUGACUUUGAGGACCUGCCCUCUGUCAUGAAGGAUUUGCACCUCGAAUACUUUGAGGAGGCAGCUAGAUUUCUACAGCGUCACCCAAAGGUGAAAGGGCCAGGGAUUGGAGUAAUCGGGACAGGGAAAGGGGCAGAACUGGCAUUUUCCAUGAUUACUUUCCUGCCACAGGUGGUGGCUGCUGUCUGUAUCUCUGGCUGUAGCUCCAAUACAGUCGCUGCUCUUCACUAUGGUGAGUUGACUCUGCCUGGGCUGCGCUUUGACAUGAGCAAAAUCAGCAUUUCUGAGACAGGUGUGUUUGAUAUUUUUGACGCUCUGGAUGACCCAAUGGAUCCAGCUAAUUCCCACUGCCUCAUCCCCAUAGAAGAAGCAGAAGGUCAUUUUCUCUUGGUGGUAGGAGAAGAUGAUCGCAAUUGGAAGAGCUCUUUAUUUGCCAAGAUGGCAAUUGAGCGCCUGCGCCAACAUGGGAAGGACAACUUUAAACUCUUGAGUUAUCCAGGAGCAGGCCACCGAAUCGAUCCACCCUUUUUGCCAUUUUGCUCAGUAGCCCUGGACUGUGUCCUAGGGUUGCCCAUUCUGGGUGGUGGAGAGAGAAGAGCCCAUGCCCAUGCACAGGAACACUCCUGGGGGAAGAUCCAGGAGUUUCUGCACUUACAUUUGGGAUGAACAUCUCACUACCUGAAAGCUGACACUAAAUUGCAAGGAGCUGAGAGAUGAGCCACCUAAGGGAGUAGAGGACUGGAGGGACGGACUUAGAAAGAUGGAAAAGUUAAAUAUGCAUUUCUUAAUCAAAUGACAACUCAGUGGCAGGUGUAAACAUGGAGAUGGGUGAGGAUUGGUUUAAAGUGGUGGAAGGGGCUAUAACUAGGAGUAUUGAGGAGAAAUGGAAUAAUGGAAAACUUCAGGGUUCAUGUUAAUAAAAGUUUCCUGAUGCCAAGAUCACUUUAGACUGGGAAAUAAUCACCCAAGGAAGGUGGUAGAAGUCCCCUCGCUUACAGCAUGUAAAGGAGCCAGCAACCUGGCCAGGCCUGCAGAGAAUGGCAGUCGAGGAGACUGUCCUGCACCUAGUGGAAUGAUGGCAGCCCAAGAUAAGAUUUUGUAACAGCUAUGCCCUGUGAGCUGGACAUGUUUGGCUCACCCUUUGGGACUUGAAUCCAGCUAGUUCAGCCCAGAUGUCUUCCACUAGAUGUGUCCCCACAGAGCACUCUAUUUUAAAGCUGUAACUGUUUGCUCUGCCUGCUUUGGAAAUCUUUUCUAUUUCAAUUUUAUCUGGGGUGCAUACCUGGAUACAUGUGUCUAACAUCUUGAUGUUGGUUAUCAGCUUUCAGCAAACACAGCCAAUGGCUCCUCACACAGCCAAUUGGUUGCAGAGAAGAAAGAUGAAGUGUUUUCAAUGCCUGCUAGUGAGAGGGGUAGUGCCAGAAAUGAUUUACUAGUUGGGUAUUCAAGAGGGACUCAUCUCUAUCCGUGGUGUCAUAGGCUCUAAUACUUGGCUAGUGGAUAUUACAGUUCCACUGGAUAGCUUGAUUAAAUGCAGUUUUGUUACAUGCAUUGAUAUAUUUUCUUCUUUCUUCCUGCAGUUCAGUCUUCUAACUGCCUGUUUUUAAAGUAGUAAUGACUGUUGAUAAAUGAGGGAUGUGAGGAAGCCAGUUUUUGAAAUUGCCUAGUAAUGGAUAGUGGCCGUCAGUAGCCAUUGGAUAUUGAAUGGCUGAUACUGAUAACCACUAUUGAGGGGAGCGGAGGAGCAGAUGGAUGAUUUGAAAUGAUGGAGGGAGCCUGGCCAACAGAAGGCAGUAGAGUCACAUGUUAAAUGGCUGUCGUAAACAGGAUCCUGCUUAAGUAUCAGACAAUCAAAAAUGAAAAAAUCCUAGGAUAAUUCUCCUGUACCUGCCCAGGAAUGAGGGAGCAAUUGUGCCCACACCUGGCAGGGGAUUGUUUGAUUAAUUUUAGGCUAGUGCCUCCCCUCUUGCCUGCAUAUGAGGCCUGCCCCCUCCCCUCAUCUUCAGGGAAAGGAAUUACAAUUUCUUCUUUAAUAUUUCAGACCUCAGCUAGUCCUCUGAAAUAGUGGUAGUGCUGGAAGUCUGGCUCCCAAGUGCCACUGCCAGCACAAUUCCCUUUCCAGGGUCCCUGUUGUCAGAGCAGCUUAAAAGAGCUGCCCAAGAGGAAAUGGAGCUUUGGCUUGUGACCUUGACUUUUAUAUAGUGUUAUGGACACUCCCUUCCCUUUUUUGGUCUGCUGUCAGCAUGCUGGUGCUUGGUUAUGGUUGAAUGGGUGUUGCAGAGGGCUUUGGUGCCUAAACCUUCCCUGAAAAUAAGUAACAGUAGCACAGGCCUGCAGCCAGCUCUGAUAAGCACAGUAGUGCUUCCUGCACUUAUGUUACUUCCUCUUCACCAAAGCUACUCCAGGUUGUGACCAGAGAAGGAGAGGUUGUCCACUGGUUUCCCAUGUCUGCACUUUCUAACCCCCCUUCUCACAUGUACCUCCACCAAUUGGAGCCAGAUGCCUGAUUGCCUUAGGUUGGGUAGUGCUCCCUGCCAGCCUGUUUUGUUGCCCACUGCAUCUCCAUGGUGUCAUCUUACCUAUGCAGAUCCACUACUGCAAGUUCCUGGGACAGGUUUCUAAAAUCCAGUGCAAUUCUAGUCAAACUGGGCCAGUUAGAGGUACAAGUCCGAUCAAACUUCUGGGUUCAUGUAUAAAUAGAUUCUGAAUGUAGGUAUUGUUAGAUUUCUCUAAUUUUAAAUGAAUAUCACAUUUUUCAUUAAUUAUCAAAAAGCCAAUGUCAACAGUUGUAAAAAAAAAAAAAAGAAAAAAAACGGGUGGUUUAAAAUGCCCUCACUUUAUUCAUAAAGCAAAAUCCUUUACAAUUUCAUUUUAAAUUUUAAAAACAGUAAUUGGGCAGGAAAACCAAAUAUUAAAACAUGUAAUAUUGUGUAGAAAUUAGGCUGCUGCUUUAUUUUUUUUAAAUUGUUCAGAUUUUUCAAAGGGGAGAAGGAAAAAACCUAAAAGCACUUAAUACUGCAAUUUGAUUGUGUAAAUACAUCUCACACUCAGAAGAUACCAAUGACCAAAGAACACACACAAUGAUCUGUAGCAAAUUGGUUGUUUAUACAAUUAAAUUUUAUUAAUUUACAAAAACUCACAUUCUAAAAUGCAUUUUGUUUACACUGCAGAUGGAAUACCAUUAUAAACAUACAGUAUGCCUUAAAACAGUGUGCCUGGUUAUGGCCAUAUUUAAGACCUUAUUUUUAGGCCCUGAGUCUACAUUCUUUACUCAGGAAAAACUCCCAAAGAAUUUCAGUGGAAGUAGUGUCUGGGUAACAAAUGCAUGAUCAGGGAUUUUGGGAUCCCUAGAUCAAGGUAAAUUAAUAUUGGAGUUGCAGAAUUGUUUCAGAAUCUCAUUAUGUGCAAGAGUGGCUAUGGUUCAACCCUUUCACUAGGUUGAUAAUGCCAUAAGUAUCCUGCUUCAGCUCUGCUGAAGUUAGUGGCCAAAUUCCUAUUGACUUCAAAAGGGAGCAAAAUCAAUCCCAAGGUGUCAUAUCAACUCAGCUGAUGGUUAUGCAGUCUGACAAAUAAACUACAUUGAUCCAAAUAAGGAGGUUUGUUCAACAAAUUACUAGUGAUUUGUUCAUUUGCAAGUGGGAUGAUGGAGCUUGUUUGUGUCAACUGACUUUAUUUGCAAUAUUUUAUCUUUUUGCCUGUUUUCAUGAAUAGCUUACAAUAAAUUUCUAAAAUGUGUU
This is a messenger RNA of Mauremys mutica (yellowpond turtle), 4619 nucleotides long. Its product is annotated as acyl-coenzyme A thioesterase 5-like. Lineage: Eukaryota; Metazoa; Chordata; Testudines; Geoemydidae. The record is from RefSeq and is a predicted model, not a curated record. Bases 208 to 1548 code for a protein of 446 amino acids. The transcript is spliced from 3 exons. Gene Ontology annotation, biological process: acyl-CoA metabolic process; fatty acid metabolic process. Gene Ontology annotation, molecular function: fatty acyl-CoA hydrolase activity.